CCAGGUCACAGUGACAGGAACAGCAGGAGGGAAAUGAGGAGGUCACGGGGGAAACAGGGGAAGAAUAGGGGAAAAACAUGGAGUGUGGAGAGGAGGGGGAGGGCACAAGUGGAGGUAGCCAACCUUUGAAAAGGAAGGAGUCGUCGGUGGCAAAGGAUGGGUCAGAGAAUCAGGAGGGGGGGACACAGCAAGCAAAAAGACAGCACAAGGGUACAUCAACAAACGGCAACUCAGCAGCAGAGGCACAGGAGGGGACCGAGCACGACACAGCGAUGUCGAGAAGCACAAUUCAAGAAGGGGAGGACAAGGGAGUUACUCAGGAACCACCAACAAAUCAGAAUCUGAUAAGGAAGGAGAAGAAGGAAGGAGAAGAAGGAAGGAGACUGAUGCGUAAUGUGGGGAACAUGACGGAAGAGGAAAUACGGCAGGCGGAGGAAGAUCAGAGGGAUUGCUCAGAGGAUAUGGAUUCUGAAGAUUCAUCAGAAGAAGAUGAGGAACAGGAAAGGUCAGAAGAGGAGGAAAUGUCCCUAGAAUAGUGGAUUCAGGAAGUGGAACAGUUAGAAUGGGGGCUAGCUCAUCACAAGCAUUUGAGAAAACUCAAACAGGCAACACAGGUGGCAGAGGACAUCACCUCAGAUAAUAGAUUUGAGUUACUGAGGAGGGAAGGGGAAAUCAACGAAUUUUACGCAG
This is a messenger RNA of Chara braunii, 690 nucleotides long. Lineage: Eukaryota; Viridiplantae; Streptophyta; Charophyceae; Charales; Characeae. The record is from the annotation of a GenBank genome assembly.